AUGUAUUUCACUGUCGCUGGACUCCUUACACUUGCUAUGGCGGUGGCUGCUACGCCAGCAGCGGUUCAAGUCUCGAAUAACCGCCGCUCCGCAUCUGUUCCGAGCAAACAGUUGUGGCAUGCCACUCCUGAGAAAGGUGUUGAUUUCAACCAGUUGCAGCAAAAGUGCGGCAAUCUGACUGUUUCUUGCUGCAACCAGGUCAAUAUUCAGAACAAUGGAAACAAGGGAGUGACAAGUGGCCUAACCACCGAAGUCCUUGAUGCACUUGCCGGCGUUCUCCCAGGCUAUGCAAACUCUGCCUGUGCCCCAGCAAGUUCGGCGGCGGAUGGUCUUAUUGUGAUCAUCACAGAUGCUCUUACUGGCCAGCCUACCACGCCUCAGAACUUUUGUACUGGCGCCACCUAUGCAUGCUGCCCCGGAAAAGGUGGAGAAUGCAAUGCUAUCUCGGGUGCCCCAACCGCUAGCUCUGACUCUACCUAG
This is a messenger RNA of Penicillium arizonense, 480 nucleotides long. RefSeq lists its product as uncharacterized. The transcript is spliced from 3 exons. The coding region runs from base 1 to 480 and encodes 159 amino acids. Lineage: Eukaryota; Fungi; Ascomycota; Eurotiomycetes; Eurotiales; Aspergillaceae. The record is from RefSeq and is a predicted model, not a curated record.